Messenger RNA from Anolis sagrei ordinatus, 1050 nucleotides. RefSeq names its product cysteine-rich venom protein helothermine-like. Lineage: Eukaryota; Metazoa; Chordata; Lepidosauria; Squamata; Anolidae. Gene Ontology annotation, cellular component: extracellular region. The record is from RefSeq and is a predicted model, not a curated record.
AUUGAAGCAAGGAAACCCAUUCAAGUAGCUGACUAUUGUACUGAAGCUCCUGGAAAAAUAAAGCAAUGGUCCUGCCUGGUUUAUAUGUAUGUGUGGUCAUAUUGUUGCACCAAUCCAGGAUAAAGGCUGAGGGUGAUAUCGAUGUUCUGAUGACCACCAAUCCUGAUCAGCAACAGGAGAUAGUGGACAUGCACAAUAGCUUACGCAGAGCAGUGGACCCACCAGCCAGAAACAUGCUGAAAAUGGAAUGGAACGAUCAGCUAGCAAAAAAUUCACAAAAAUGGGCAAACAAAUGCGCUCUGGAUCACAGUUCAAAAUCAAGCAGAAAGAUGAAUGGCACAAACUCUGGAGAAAACCUCUACAUGUCAACUGCACCAAACUCAUGGUCUAAGGCCAUUCAGGCAUGGUAUGAUGAAGUCCAUGAUUUUGAACAUGGUUAUGGAGCAAUAUGGCAAGAUGCAGUUGUUGGCCAUUACACUCAGGUGGUUUGGUAUCUUUCUUAUAAGGUGGGAUGUGCUGUAGCCAAAUGCCCUAAUAAAAAAUACACGUACUAUUAUGUUUGCCAGUACAGUCCUGCAGGGAACAGGAAAGACCUUAUGCACACCCCCUAUGCAGAAGGAAAACCGUGUGAGGAUUGCCCGAAGAAUUGCGAUGACGGAUUAUGCACCAAUCCAUGCACAGAAAAGGAUAUGUACAGUAACUGUCCACAGUUAAAGGAAGAAUGGGGAUGCGAAAUUUCUCUAAUGUCAAACUGCAAGGCUUCUUGUAAAUGUACCACAGAGAUAAAAUAAGGAUCCAGUCAAUUACUCAUCCAAAUUAACACUUUUGAUUUAAACUAUGACAUUAAUACUUGGUUAAAUUAGCCUGUCAUACAGCUUUGAGCAUCACUGAGCAAAGCCUGUACUCUUCUACAGGAGAAAAUAGUUUCAUUAGGAAAUCGUAUCUAACAUAUUUUUUAAGCCUUUUCACAGAUUUCUAAGGUGUCUUUUUUAAAUCAACUUUAUCUAUCAAACUUUUUUCUGAUUUGUACCUACAUUUAAUAAUUAAUAA